This is a messenger RNA of Lathyrus sativus (Indian pea), 1521 nucleotides long. NCBI's taxonomy places the organism in Eukaryota, Viridiplantae, Streptophyta, Magnoliopsida, Fabales, Fabaceae. The record is from the annotation of a GenBank genome assembly.
AUGGAAGUCAACAAUUGGCAUAACGAUCUUACAUAUGAUAAUUGGGUACCUAUUACUGUAUCUGGUGCACGUCCUCCCGCUCGCUACAAGCAUGCAGCAGCAGUAGUUGAUGAAAAAUUAUACAUUGUUGGUGGAAGUCGUAAUGGCCGGCAUUUAUCAGAUGUUCAGGUUUUUGACUUGAGAAGUUUGACGUGGUCUUCUCUAAAGCUAAAUGCUGAUACUGGAAAAGAUAAUGACAACAGUUCACAGGAAAAUCUGCCAGCCACAUCUGGUCACAGUUUGAUUAGAUGGGGGGAGAAACUACUUAUUCUUGGUGGCAAUUCAAGGGGUUCUUAUGAUACAUUAACAGUUCUAUACAUUGACAUUGGAACAUGCCAGUUUGGAGUUAUUAAGACUUCUGGAAGUGUUCCGGUACCCCGUGUGGGACAGUCUGCAACUCUGGUUGGUUCAAGAGUGAUAUUGUUUGGUGGGGAAGAUAGGAGCAGGAAGCUGUUGAACGAUGUCCAUGUUCUUGAUCUUGAAAGUAUGACUUGGGAUAUAUUAAAGACUUCGCAGACACCUCCAGCUCCUAGAUAUGAUCAUGUAGCUGCUAUGCAUGGUGAACGAUACCUUAUGAUUUUUGGUGGUUGCUCUCAUUCUGUCUUCUUCAAUGAUCUUCACUUAUUAGACCUGCAAACUAUGGAAUGGUCUCAACCACAAUCUCAAGGUGAUUUAGUAUCUCCCAGGGCUGGACAUGCUGGUAUAACUAUUGAUGAAAGCUGGUUCAUAGUUGGUGGUGGCGAUAACAAAAAUGGUUGCCCCGAAACCCUGGUCUUAAACAUGUCUAAUCUUGUUUGGUCAGUAUUGGAUGUUGUGAAGCAAAAAGAUCCACUUUCUAGUGAGGGUCUUAGUGUCUGCUCAGGAUUGAUUGAUGGUGAAACAUAUUUGUUUUCUUUUGGUGGUUACAAUGGGAAGUAUAGCAAUGAGGUUUUUGUUAUGAGACCCAAGGCAAAGAACACUUUGCGUCCCAAGAUUUUCCAGUCACCGGCUGCCGCAGCUGCAGCAGCUUCUGUUACUUCUGCUUAUGCAUUGUCUAAGUCUGAGAAGUUGGAUUUCACGCAACUAGAUGUUACAAAUCCCAAGUCAUCUGCAAAUGGUCAUCAUCAAGAUGAUGUCACAGUUAAAAUUGAAGCCACUAAAGAAGAAAAGCGCUUAUUGGAACUGUCAGUUGCAGAAGUCAGGGCCGGAAAUUCUAAGCUUGGAAGUGAGAUACAUGAAGUAAAUAGUACUCAUGCUGAAUUGACCAAGGAACUCCAAUCAGUUCAGGCACAACUUGUGGCUGAGAGAUCGAGAUGCUUUAACCUGGAGGCCAAAAUUACAGAACUCCAAAAGCUGCUUGAAUCGAUGCAGUCUGUGGAAGAUCAGGUACAGGCUCUUCGGCAAAAGAAGUCUGCUUUUGACCAGGAGAUGGAGCAUGCUGCAACUGCUCAGAGGCAGAGUUCUGGUGGAGUUUGGCGAUUGUUUGGUGGGAGUGAAAAAUAA